CAAACAUGAGCAGGUAGAUUGUUUUUGUUUUGGUUGAGACGCGUAAAGCGUAUAAAUAAUCGCUACCAGACUCCAGUUUUCCGAAGUUUUUUUAAAAGAGGAUCUGCCCUCCCCCGAAAAUAUGUCCGAUGAAUAUCAGUAUGCGAGCAAAAGCAAGCUCAAGCUAAAGUGCGACUCAGAAAUCAAGAAGAAAAAGAAAAAAAGCAAGGACAAGGAAAAGCUACGUGAAAAGGUGGCGAAAAGUGUGGAACAGAGCAGCGGGAAAGAUAACGCCAACAGCCAAUCCAACCAGUCACAACCGAGUGCCCCGGGCCGGGUGCUUACGAAAGCCGAAGAAUCGUUCAAGAAGAUGCAGGAGAAAAUGCAAAAGAAACGCAUUAUGGACAAGGCCUCGAUGACCCACAAACAGCGGGUGGAACAGUUUAACCAACAUCUGGACAGCCUAACGGAGCACUUCGACAUCCCGAAAGUAUCUUGGACAAAAUAAGCCCUCAUCCCACGAAUGCUUCUUAUCGAUUCUAUUCUCGAUAUAUGAUUUAGAUUUAGGAUUUUUGGUAACAAUUAAUAUUAAUAUUGAUAUAAUUAUAGAAUUAUAAUGAAGGAAAAAAAACUAAUUUC
Toxorhynchites rutilus septentrionalis is the source of this 618-nucleotide messenger RNA. Its product is annotated as protein FAM32A. The coding region runs from base 122 to 487 and encodes 121 amino acids. The transcript is spliced from 2 exons. NCBI's taxonomy places the organism in Eukaryota, Metazoa, Arthropoda, Insecta, Diptera, Culicidae. The record is from RefSeq and is a predicted model, not a curated record. Gene Ontology annotation, cellular component: nucleolus.